Molecule: messenger RNA, 393 nt
Organism: Procambarus clarkii (red swamp crayfish)
Lineage: Eukaryota; Metazoa; Arthropoda; Malacostraca; Decapoda; Cambaridae
Product: acanthoscurrin-1-like
Source: RefSeq, a predicted model, not a curated record
AUGGUCACCAAGACGAUCAUCGCCCUGGGGCUCCUGGCCACCUUCUGUGCUGUAGCAAUGGCCGCCCCUGAACCAGGCGGCAGAUAUGGUGGUGGUGGAUAUGGUGGAGGUGGUGGAUAUGGUGGUGGUGGUGGUGGUGGAUAUGGUGGUGGUGGUGGUGGAUAUGGCGGCGGAGGAUACGGUGGUGGUGGUCAUGGAGGUGGAGGAUAUGGGGGCGGCUAUGGUGGUGGAUAUGGGGGAGGUGGAUACGGUGGCGGCGGCCGUGGUGGUGGACAUGGAGGUGGAGGCUAUGGCGGUGGUGGCUAUGGAGGCGGCGGAUACGGAGGCGGUCGAGGUGGAUAUGGUGGUGGUGGAUAUGGAGGCGGCGGCUAUGGUGGCGGAUAUGGAAAGUAA